This is a messenger RNA of Talpa occidentalis (Iberian mole), 3576 nucleotides long. It is a transcript of the gene KIF19, whose product is annotated as kinesin family member 19. The coding region runs from base 52 to 3063 and encodes 1003 amino acids. Gene Ontology annotation, molecular function: microtubule binding; microtubule motor activity; ATP binding. Gene Ontology annotation, biological process: microtubule-based movement. The record is from RefSeq and is a predicted model, not a curated record. The transcript is spliced from 20 exons. NCBI's taxonomy places the organism in Eukaryota, Metazoa, Chordata, Mammalia, Eulipotyphla, Talpidae.
CGGCCCGGGCGUGCCCGCCGUCGCCGCCAGACCCCAACACCCGCCGCGAGCAUGAAGGACAGCGGGGACUCCAAGGACCAGCAGCUCAUGGUGGCACUCCGGGUCCGGCCCAUCAGUGUGGCAGAGCUGGAGGAAGGAGCCACUCUCAUCGCCCAUAAAGUAGACGAGCAGAUGGUGGUUCUCAUGGACCCCAUGGAGGACCCAGACGACAUCCUGCGGGCGCACCGCUCCCGGGAGAAGUCCUACCUGUUCGACGUGGCCUUUGACUUCACUGCCACCCAGGAGAUGGUGUAUCAGGCCACCACCAAGAGCCUCAUCGAAGGCGUCGUCUCCGGCUACAAUGCCACCGUCUUCGCCUACGGCCCCACAGGCUGUGGGAAAACCUACACCAUGCUGGGCACAGACCACGAGCCGGGCAUCUACGUUCGAACCCUCAACGACCUCUUCCGCACCAUUGAGGAGACCAGCAACGACAUGGAAUAUGAGGUGUCCAUGUCCUACCUGGAGAUCUACAAUGAGAUGAUCCGAGACCUGCUGAACCCCACACUGGGGUACCUGGAGCUGAGGGAGGACUCCAAAGGGGUGAUCCAGGUGGCCGGAAUCACCGAGGUCUCCACCAUCAAUGCCAAAGAGAUCAUGCAGCUGCUGAUGAAGGGGAACCGGCAGAGGACGCAGGAGCCCACAGCGGCCAACCAGACGUCCUCCCGCUCGCACGCCGUGCUGCAGGUGGCCGUGCGCCAGCGCAGCCGGGUCAAGAACAUCCUGCAGGAGGUGCGGCAGGGCCGCCUGUUCAUGAUUGACCUGGCCGGCUCGGAGCGGGCCUCCCAGACGCAGAACCGCGGGCAGCGCAUGAAGGAGGGGGCCCACAUCAACCGCUCCCUGCUGGCCCUGGGCAACUGCAUCAACGCGCUGAGCGACAAGAGCAGCAACAAGUACAUUAAUUACCGGGACAGCAAGCUCACGCGGCUCCUGAAGGACUCCCUGGGGGGGAACAGCCGCACAGUGAUGAUCGCCCACAUCAGCCCGGCGAGCAGCGCCUUUGAGGAGUCCCGGAACACCCUGACCUACGCCGGCCGGGCCAAGAACAUCAAGACCAGGGUGAAGCAGAACCUGCUCAAUGUCUCCUACCACAUCGCCCAGUACACCAGCAUCAUCGCCGACCUGCGAGGCGAGAUCCAAAGGCUCAAGUGCAAGAUCGAUGAGCAGGGCGGGCGGGGCCAGGCCAGAGGCCGGCUGGAGCGGGGCGAUAUCCGCCAGAUCCAAGCCGAGGUCCAACUGCACAACGGGCAGGGCGAGCAGGCUGAGAUGGGGCAGCUGCGAGAGCAGCUCAUCAGUGCGUUCCAAGAGCAGAUGGAUGUGCGGAGACGCCUGCUGGAGCUGGAGAACCAUGCCAUGGAGGUCCAGAUCGACACCUCCCGCCACCUGCUCACCAUCGCCGGCUGGGAGCACGAGAAGUCGCGGAGGGCCCUCAAAUGGCGGGAGGAGCAGAGAAAGGAGUCCUACACCAAGGAGGACAGCGAGAAAGACUCGGACACCGGCGAUGACCAGCCAGACAUCCUGGAGCCGCCAGAGGUGGCCUCAGCCCGGGAGAGCAUCGCCACCCUGGUGGGUGAGCAGAAGAAGCUGCGCAAGCAGAAGCUGGCCCUGGAGCAGCGCUGUCGGGAGCUCCGCGCGCGGGGCCGCCGCCUGGAGGAGACCCUGCCGCGCCGCAUCGGCUCGGAGGAGCAGCGCGAGGUGCUCAGCCUGCUGUGCCGCGUGCACGAGCUGGAGGUGGAGAACGCGGAGAUGCAGUCCCACGCGCUGCUCCGCGACGGCGCCCUCCGCCACCGCCGCGAGGCCGUGCGCCGCCUGGAGCAGCACCGCAGCCUCUGCGACGAGAUCAUCCAGGGCCAGCGGCAGCUCAUUGACGACUACAACCUGGCGGUCCCCCAGCACCUGGAGGAGCUGUAUGACGCCUACCUGCGGGAGCUGGAGGAGGGCAGCCUGGAGCGGGCCACCAUCAUGGACCGGGUGGCCUCUAGGGCCCUGCAGGACAGCUCUUUGCCCAAAAUUACCACAGCAGGAGCCACGCUGACCCCCGAGUCUGACCCUGAGAGCGUGAAGAUGCUGGACUCUGAAGCCCAGCGCCUGCAGAGCAGCAUGCUCCCUCCCCUCGGCUUGGAGAGCCUCAGCGAAGCCAACCGCAUGUUCAAGGCCAGUCCCCGGGCCUGGCAGGUGAAGAGCUCCUCUGUGCCCACCCCACCCCCCAUCCAGAUGGGCAGCCUGGUGACUCAGGAGCCCUGGACUCAGGACAGCCUGGUCAGCCCGAGCAGCCGGAUCAACUCUUCCCCCGAAAGCAGCGAGAAUCUGUCAGAGGUCCCCAUGUCCCGCAAAGAGAGGAAGGAGAUCCUGACGGGCACCAAGUGCAUCUCGGUGAAGGCUGCGCGGAGGCGCUCGCGGGCCCUGGGCGCCGAGGGGCGCCACCUGCUGGCACCCGCCAUGGAGCGCAGCAGCCUGUCCUUGCACUCGCUGAGCGAAGCUGAAGAUUUGGGCCCACCGGGCCCCCUGGCCUGCAAGCGGCCGUCCAGCCCCAUGCUGCAGCACGCUGCCAGCGAGGACAACCUGUCCAGCAGCACGGGAGAAGCGCCGUCCCGGGCGGUCGGGCAUCAUGGUGAUGGUCCUGGGCCCUGGCUGCGGGGCCAGAAGAAAAUCCUGGGCAAGAGGCGGGAGGAGUCGCUGGAGGCCAAGAAGAGGAAGCGGAGGUCCCGGUCCUUUGAGGUCACAGGGCAAGGGCUCUCCUGCCCCAAGUCACACCUCCCGGGAUCCCGCCCCCUGGAGAGCAGCUCCGACCACAGGAUGCCAGUGCGCCGGCACCCCAACCCUGGCAGCCGGCACCUGGGAAAGGUCACGCUGCCUUUGGCCAAAGUCAAACUCCCUCCAAGCCAGAACAUGGGCCCUGGGGACACCUCACCGCUCGCUGCGCCCUCCAACCCAGCUGCUGUUUCCCGGCGGGCGAGCCGUGGGCCCCGCCUGCCCCAUGGCGCAAGCACCCAUGGCAAAGACGGACGCUUCCGGCGUAACUGAGGACCCCUGCCUGGAACCCACCCUCCUGGCCCCGAGCCUGAACGGGGUGUGGCAGGAAAUGGGAGAUGGAGGCAGGGCAGACGGGGGUGACCUGGAAGCAGGAGCCCAGGACCUCAGAAGGUUGGGGCUCCUGAGCCCCAGGAACUGCGAUGCACCUGCUUAACCCUCCAUGCUCUCAGUGCCACCGGGGAAGGGACGUGAGCCCAGAAGCAGGCCAGGAUGACAGGGCUUCCUGGCCUCCCAGACAGAACUCUGUUGCCAAAAUCCUGCAGAGACCUGUGGCCAGACCCAGCCUCGGAAACGGGGGAUGGGGCUGUUAGUGGGAGAGGCUCCUGGGCCCACACCUGGAUGGUUGGGGGCACCUGGAUGGUUGGGGAGAGGCUGGCAAGCUCUUCUCGUACUGUGGUUGGGUGGGGGAGGGAUCGGAUUUUGUUACUGGUAGUGUCUUUCCCCCCUCCUUUUUGACAAUAAAAUCCCAUUUGGGUCUUGACGGUAUGUUGGAAGCUCCACCUU